AUGACCAAGCGUGCUGCGUCCGAAGCAUUCUGUGGCGAAGAGGGUCAGUAUCUGGCAUCAGACAAUGUGCUGCAGGAACAGAAGCGUCAACGCAAGGCGCAGUACAUGCAAGAACAUGACGUGAAGAGAAGACGAGAGCGACAAGCUGGUUAUAUGCGGAACUACAGGGCAAAGCAAAAGCGCGGUGUGGACACGGAGGGUACCGGGAAUGUCGGACCAACAGAUCGCAGUGGAGCAGGGCCGUGUGGACAAGCUAAUGGUGAUAUUAGUAUCAAUGACCGUUUGCAAGCGCUGGCAGAAUCGAUACUGCACAAGCACGACAUUUCUGGAGAAGAACUUUCGUUGAUGAUGAAAGGGCAGAAUUUCACCAGUGAUCCAAGGUUGGCAUUAGCCUACUAUUACUGUUGUGCCGGACAACCCGAUGCGUUCGUCUUCAACGACGAACAUGUUCGUGAUGAUGAAUUGGUCAGAGAGCGGUUGUUGAAUGCCAUGGAUGCACCGCCAGGUUUACCGGAAUAUGAGCGCUGUCAGGCGUCUUCAGCCGCAAGUGAUCCAGCAAACUUCAAAGAGUUCGCCAAGCGCUAUGGACAUUUAUCGAUGGGUACUUGCGAGACACAGAGCGCGUUCACUUAUGCUCGAAGUGUGCUUACAACCCACGAAAAUCCAAGUUCAGUAUUGCGAAUGGUCAUGACUAUGGACGUUAUGACUCGCUCCCCGACUUGA
Phytophthora nicotianae INRA-310 is the source of this 723-nucleotide messenger RNA. RefSeq lists its product as hypothetical. The record is from RefSeq and is a predicted model, not a curated record. NCBI's taxonomy places the organism in Eukaryota, Oomycota, Peronosporomycetes, Peronosporales, Peronosporaceae. Bases 1 to 723 code for a protein of 240 amino acids. The transcript has 5 exons.